This is a messenger RNA of Rhinichthys klamathensis goyatoka, 2136 nucleotides long. It is a transcript of the gene nt5e, whose product is annotated as 5'-nucleotidase, ecto (CD73). Bases 47 to 1759 code for a protein of 570 amino acids. Gene Ontology annotation, biological process: AMP catabolic process. The transcript has 9 exons. Gene Ontology annotation, molecular function: nucleotide binding; 5'-nucleotidase activity; metal ion binding. Lineage: Eukaryota; Metazoa; Chordata; Actinopteri; Cypriniformes; Leuciscidae. Gene Ontology annotation, cellular component: plasma membrane. The record is from RefSeq and is a predicted model, not a curated record.
GACUGAUGAGACUCUCAAUAUAGCGAACUAAACGAAGGCAGAGAAGAUGAGGAUGAUGCAGUGGCUCAAUUCAUUAUUUUUCAUUUGGAUUCACUGUCAGGUUUGCAGGACAGAGUUUGAGCUGACUUUACUCCACACUAAUGAUGUCCACGCACGAGUGGAGGAGACCAACAGAGACUCAGGCAAAUGCAGUAAAGCGCCUUGUUUCGCUGGAGUUGCACGGAGAUUUACGAAAAUCAAAGAAGUUCGUACCAAGGAGAAAAAUGUUCUGCUGCUGGACGCGGGGGAUCAGUUUCAAGGGACCGUCUGGUUUAACUUUUACAAAGGCGCAGAAGCGGCGUAUUUCAUGAAUAAACUCGGAUACGAUGCGAUGGCCUUAGGAAAUCAUGAGUUUGACAAUGGAGUGGACGGCCUCGUGAAACCUUUUCUUCAGAAAGUGAACUGCACUGUUCUCAGCGCAAAUAUUAAAGCCGAUCAGACAAUUGCUCCUCAGAUCAGCGGCUACUAUCUCCCAUAUAAAAUCUUCAAUGUUAACUCGGAGAAAGUAGGUGUUGUUGGCUACACAUCAAUGGAGACCCCUGCUUUGUCUCUACCAGGCCCUCAUCUCUAUUUUGAGGAUGAGGUUACUACUUUACAGCUUCAAGUGGACAAGCUCACUGCUUUGGGAGUUAAUAAGAUCAUUGCCCUUGGACAUUCUGGCUUCGCGGUGGACAAAAUGAUUGCAAAGAAAGUUCGGGGAGUGGAUGUUGUGAUUGGAGGGCACACCAAUACAUUCUUAUUCACAGGAGAUCCCCCAUCCACAGAGGUUCCUGCAGGAUCAUAUCCGUUCAUGGUCGAUUCUGAGGAUGGGCGUCAGGUUCCUGUGGUCCAGGCCUAUGCAUUUGGAAAAUAUCUGGGAUUCCUAAAAGUGACUUUUGAUUCAAAUGGAAAUGUGGUGAAAUAUUCAGGCAACCCAAUUCUUCUGAAUAGCUCAGUAACACCAGAUCCAGACAUUCAGGCUGAAGUGGACAAUUGGAGGAAGAAUCUGGCCAAUUACUCUUCCCAGUAUGUAGGACAGACUCUUGUCUAUCUCAAUGGAACUUUUGAGGAAUGUCGAUUUCGUGAAUGUAAUUUGGGAAAUUUAAUCUGUGAUGCCAUGGUCCAUACUAAUAUCAAACAUGCUGAUGAAACCCGGUGGAACCAUGUCAGCUCUUGUAUUCUGAACGGUGGAGGCAUUCGAUCAGCUAUUGAUGAGCGAAACAGAAAUGGUUCCAUCACCAUGGAGGACCUGAUCUCGGUGUUGCCGUUUGGGGGCACAUUUGACCUGGUCCAAAUGAAUGGAUCUGCUCUGCGAGAGGUCUUUGAGCACUCAGUUCACAGAUACGGACAAAGCACUGGAGAAUUCCUACAGGUGUCAGGUUUUCAGCUGGUGUAUGAUAUAUCAAAACUGCCUGGAAACCGUGUUAAAAGUGUGAACGUGCUCUGCACUGAGUGUCGAGUGCCCCGUUAUGAACCGCUCAACCCCAAGAAGGUGUAUAAAGUGGUGCUGCCCUCUUACCUAGUGGACGGAGGAGAUGGAUACUCUAUGAUCAAAGACCAGAAACUCAAACAUGACAGUGGCGACCUGGAUAUCGCAGUUGUUGCCAGCUACAUCUCAGAGAGAAAGAGAGUUCAUCCAGUUGUGGAAGGACGUAUUCAGUUUUCCAGCUCUUGCAUUGGACAUCGAGGAUACAUGCCCAUCAUUCUGCUGGUGUGGGCUCUCUGGGUCAUGAUUGUUUAGCCAGUCAGAUUACUUCCAAUGCACUUGUGUAACAACAUGUAGCGUCAGAGGAAAACAAGAAACCUUUAACCCAAAGACUAGUUGCCUUCAUAGAAGUAAACGGUUCAGAUUAACUGACAAUUAACACUGUGAUCUAGUAAGGAUAAAGGAACGGCACUCGUCUUGUUGCACGAGUUGAUAUUAGAGCAAUACAGAGAUCUUCUAUACAGGCAUUUACUACACCUCUUCAUAGAUAAAAGUCACAGAAUCCAUAAGAGGGUAUACUAUGAGAAAUCUCAACAAGAAAUGUUCAGGUCAUUUAUCAACCCAGAAUGAUUUUUUGCUUAAACAUACCUAUUUUAAGUCCAUUAAGAUAUUUUUGUGAUGAUAUUUAUGAC